Emiliania huxleyi CCMP1516 is the source of this 984-nucleotide messenger RNA. RefSeq lists its product as hypothetical. Gene Ontology annotation, biological process: hexose biosynthetic process. Gene Ontology annotation, molecular function: N-acetylgalactosamine 4-sulfate 6-O-sulfotransferase activity. The transcript has 4 exons. NCBI's taxonomy places the organism in Eukaryota, Haptophyta, Isochrysidales, Noelaerhabdaceae. The record is from RefSeq and is a predicted model, not a curated record. The coding region runs from base 1 to 984 and encodes 327 amino acids.
AUGACCCACAGCCCGCACACGCCGCUCCCGCUGUCGACGCGGCUGGCCGAGGUGCGCGCGGCGGCUCCCGACGUCUUUGCGGAGCUGCCACUGCCGCUGCAGCCGAGCCUGGCGUCACCGUGCUGGCGUCGCAACGAGACGAGCCGCUUGCGGUGCCUGCCCGCCUUCUUUGUCGCCGGCGCGCUGCAGUCGGGCACGGCCGACCUGUGGAGGCGGCUAAAGGCACACAGCCUCAUCCCCAGCCGGCACGAUGCGCUCUCGCACUGGUGGACCAACCACCCGCGCUCGCGCGCGGGCAACUUUGAGACGUACACGAGCCGCUUCUCGGGCGACGCCACGCUCGCUGCCCUCGACGCCGCGCCCGACUCGCUCCUCGGCGACGCGUCUCCUGCCUCCUUCACCUUCAUGUUUGCCGAGUCGCUCCGGCUGCACUAUCGCUACCUCGAUGCCUUUGACGCGUGCUACCGAGAGUGCAAGGCGAACCCUCCUCAACGCGGCGCGCCCUCCGCCUGCGCCAACCGCAAGAAGGGCUCCGACGGCGGGUACCGCGCCGACCACUGCUACGGCCGCGCCACCGCCGCAACCUCGCCGCUUUCCUUCAACCUGCCCGCUUUCGCCACGACGUUGCUGCCGGCGCUGCGCGUCGUCGGGAUGUACUCCGCCUUCCUCCCCGAGUGGCAAGCCUACUUUGCGCCCGAGCGGCUACUCGUCCUGCCGUCGAGCGAGCACUUUGCUCGCCCGAUGCGGUCGACCCGCCUCGUGUGGCGCUGGCUCGGGCUGAGGGAGGCGUCGCAGCAGGAGGAGGCGGACGCGCGGCGCGUCAAGGAGGGCGACGAGCUCGAGCAGACCGUGCGCAGGCACGGGGAGGCGCCGGCGCACCACUCCCGCGCGGUGCGCGCCUUCUACGCGCCCUUCAACCGCGAUCUCGCCGAGGCGCUCGACGACAGGCGCUUCUACCGGGGGAAUUGGGGCGCGCCGUCCUAA